This is a messenger RNA of Ambispora leptoticha, 194 nucleotides long. The record is from the annotation of a GenBank genome assembly. NCBI's taxonomy places the organism in Eukaryota, Fungi, Glomeromycota, Glomeromycetes, Archaeosporales, Ambisporaceae.
AUGGCGGUGGAAAUGCCGUCUUCUUUUUUUGCCGUAGCGUCUCCAUUUUUCCGAUUUGAACCAUUGUUUAUAUUACCAAAUCGGGCACUGGAACGCUAUUUUAAAAAAACAGAAUUACAACGAAACGCCGUUAAGUCGCUUUGGCGGCAAAACAUUCGAAAUUUCCUAACGAUUAGGGAUUCCUCUACGCUCCU